UAACUCCGCCCCUCCUGUGAGAGAGCAGCAGCAGCAUAACAAAUGUUGUGUGAGUCUGCACUGCAGGAGGACAACACUGACAGCUUGAAGGAAGUCACUUGAGCUUCCCUCUGCCUGGCUCCUGUAAAAAGUCCAAGAUGGCUGUGUAUUCCACAGUGGGAGCUGAGAAGAACGGAAGACAUAUGGAGCAAUGUGGCACAUCUGGGACAGUGGACUGUGAAUUUAAAAUCAGGACUGUCCCAGGAAUAGCAGGACAGUUGGGAGAAAUGAAGACAGAUCUCAAUUUAUUGCUGGAGUGUCUAAAGUUUCAAAUACAUAAUCCUCAAUCACAAAAAGGAACGUUAGCCGCUAUUCAUGCAAUUUGUCAGAAAAACAGUACUGCCAGCGAUUAUUUUAGAGAAAUUGGGGGUCUUACUUUCGUCAGCAUCUUAGCAAAGACAAGCCCUCAUAUUUUUGUAAAAGAAGCUUCUUUAUUUACUUUGGGAGUUCUUGCAGAGAGCUGUGUCUUUUGUCAGCAAACCUUGUGCACCUUAGAAACCUUUGAAGAUAUCUGCUCAACCUUACUGAAAGAAGAAUCUUCGCUGGAUUUGAAAAGAAUGUCUGUUUAUCUAUUUAUGGUCUUAGUUUCUAACAACAGAGCUGGGCAAACUCACUCAAGAAUAUCUGGAUGUAUUGAUGUACUUCUAUGUCUGUUUAGAGAAAUACCUUCAUCCUGCAACAUAGAUGUACCUGAUGGAACUUUAAAUCGGUCUUAUCAACUGUGGUCAUCUGCUUGCAGUGGUCUUUGUGCAUGUGCCAACAAUCCUCAAAAUGAUGAAAACCAAAAAUUGUGCUGCACAGCAUUUUCUCAAGCAAAAGAUUUGUUGAAGAAUUCCAUUAACCCUGAGAUUGUACGUCCUGUCUGUUCUUUUAUAAGUCUUGCUGUUGCAAAUAACAGUAUUGUACAGGACUAUUUUGCUUCUGUUGGAGGCUUAGAUACUCUGGCUGAUCUCUUUCUCCAGUUAGUGUCUAAUUUACAAAGAGGAUUGUCAAGUUCAAAGCUUGCUGUUGUGUUAACAAAGACAAUGGAUGCUUGUAUUGCAAAUAAUCCAACUUGCAUUAGUUGCUUGUCAAAAUACAACAUUAUAUCAUACCUGUUAGCACUGUUGACUGGUGAGCCACUUGACCCAGAAGACAAGUUUGCUGUUGUCCUUGCUUUAGGCCACUGCACUGAGAAUUAUGAAAGAAAUCAAUAUGAGCUAUUAAAAAGCAAUGGCCUACCUGUCAUCAUUCAAAUACUUACUGAGUCACAGGAUGGAGAGCUGCACAAAGCAGCUACAUUUGUUCUUCAAAACUGCAGAAAUAUUACUAAUGCAUUAUCAAUCAAACUAACUGAAGAGGCUCCAGCUGUAUUAGCAGACUCCAGUGACAAGACAAGAAUGAAGCAAAUGUUUGAUUACUGGAAAAAGGCAAAGAAUGUAUAUAAACAAAUAGAACAUUUAGAAAAACAACAUAAAGAGGAAAAUGUAAAGAGGCAGAUAUUUGCAGAUGUAACCUCACAGCACCACGCUGCUGCUUCAACAUUCAUUCCUGCAGGUAAUAUUAGUGGUGACAACCAAGCUGAGCCAGAAAGGAAUCACAUGGACUUACCCUGCAGAGAUUCAGACUGCAACUCAGACACUUCCAUAAAUAACCCUCCUCCAAGGGAUCCAGUCCUUCAAACUAAGCAGCAUCAUAUAAAGAAGAAACAUUAUGAAGAAGUCCUGCAGCCUCCUAGGUUCGCACAGGAACCCAGAAGAAAUAAAACUACCUGUAGGACUGACUCUAAAAAAACCAAGGGUAUCAACUGCAGGGAGGAGACAUUUAAUCAGACCCUGACUUUGAGUGAAGACAAGAGCAAAGCAGGAUACCAAGAUCCCUUGACUUUAUGCUCAGACAUCAUUGACAAAGAGAUUUGUACUAUUCUUUCUUCCGAAAACACAAGUGAUAAAUCAAGGUGUGCAGGAUGUUUAGCAACAGGGAUGGCCAUGAACAGCAGGAACUGUACAAGUAUUUUGCGUGAUUCCUCGCACUUGUGUGAUCAUCACAUGGUUAUAGUAAAAGCAGAAGAGCAGUAUAAAAGUGAACUAAAGAAAUUACUACAUAUAAAUGAUAAACUGUUAACGCCACUUAGAAAAGGAGGCAUGAGUUACGAGAAAUUUCUUCGAAGUAAAAUGGACACUAAUCAUUUUUUAUUGACACCGUUAAGAACAGGAAAUCGUUCAGCAGUUACAGGAAGACCUGUAAAAGGGAAGCAAGAAUUAACUCACAAAUCUGCUUGUUUAAAAAGUAAUCCUGUGCUUGAUCGAACCACAAGACCAUCAGGAGAAACACCAACAAUCGUUCAAAGUUCAUCAAAGUAUCUGAGUCCUGAAAAGAAAGGAAAAAAGAAACGAAGAUUUCGCAGAAAUUUUACUCCGAGUGAAGUGGAUUAUCUUUUGGAUGGUGUAGAAAAGUUUGGGCCCAACUGGAAUAAUAUUUUGUGGUCUUAUCCAUUUCUAAAGGGAAGAACAAAUGUAAAUUUGUCCAAAAAAUACAAACAGCUGCAAAAAAAUCUACAAUAAGAUUCAACCAAGGUUCAAUAUCAAAGUCCUAGAGCAUUUUAAUAUACCAGAACAAAUGCCAUGGGCAAAGUUACCUGAUUUGGGCUCCACAAGGCAUAGAAUGGAGCAUAUUAUUAACAUUUAUAUAUUAAUGGUUUAGGUGCACAGUUUUUCUUGUAGGCCUGAUGUGUUUGUAAUAUUUGAACAAAAGCAGGCAUAUUAUUUUUAAGGCUAGAGACACACACCAAGACUCGAGGAGAUUUAGUCGCGACUAAUCUCCCUGAGAAGCCUUCCCGCCGGCUAGAAUCUAAAUCGCUGGCAGGAUGGCACUCGAAUGCUUCGUGGGGCUACUUCGUGCUACUUCGGAAAACGAAGCGCCGUCCAAGUGCGAUCCCGCCGACAAUUUAGAUUCUAGUCGGCAGGGAGAUUAGUCACCCGAAGAAGAGGCGAUUUGUCACUGGGAAACGAAAUCUCCCUGAAUCUUAGCAUUCAACCUAAGGGUCUUUGGGAAAUCUUUAAACGUCUUUAUUAUUUUGUGACUCCAGAGAGACUUCCUUUUUAGUACAAUUUGGUGGCAAUGUAAACAUUAUCUCUUAUCCCUGAAACUAAAAUGGAGCACAACACACUUCAUUGUAAUGCCAAUGCAUAUAUAUAUAUAUAUAGAUAGAUAGAUAGAUAGAUAGAUAGAUAGAUAGAUAGAUAGAUAGAUAGAUAGAUAGAUAGAUAUAUAUUACAGCAUGACUGUAAUAGCUAUGGCACUUGUGAUCUUCCCAGAAAAAGAAGUA
Messenger RNA from Xenopus laevis (African clawed frog), 3346 nucleotides. It is a transcript of the gene terb1.L, whose product is annotated as telomere repeats-binding bouquet formation protein 1. Lineage: Eukaryota; Metazoa; Chordata; Amphibia; Anura; Pipidae. The coding region runs from base 138 to 2582 and encodes 814 amino acids. The transcript has 20 exons. The record is from RefSeq and is a predicted model, not a curated record.